AUGUCGUCCGAACCAAUCGAGGUGCCCCCAGCGGCCGCGACGAUGACAACCUCGUCUGGCGAAGCGGCUGCCGCACCCUCCACCGAUCCCUCCCUGAGGAGCUGCUUCAUCUGCCUGCAGAAUGCCGGCGAAACGCCCAACACCGUCUGGGUGAACGCCUGCCCCUGCACCCUGGAGGCACACGAGGACUGCAUGCUGCGUUGGAUCGCCGAGCACGAGCGCGAGAGCACCAAGCCGCUGCGCUGUCCCGCAUGCAAGGGCAAAAUCAAAACCGUCGAGCCCCGCGAUCGCUUCAUCGGCAUCCGCGACCACCUACACAAGAUGUACAGCCGCAUGACCCCCGCCAUCCUCCUCGGCAUCCUGACCGGCUGCUCCAUGGCCGGUUCGAGCUAUUACGGCAUGUUGAGCAUCUGCGUCUUCGCCGGGCCUGGACCCGCCAUGGGCUGGUUGGGCCUGGGCAAGGCGCUGGCCGAUAGGAGAUUGAACCCCGGCGUGCCUUGGUACCGGUGGAGAGCUGGCUGGGACUUCUGCUUCAGGUUCUGGCUGUUGCACUUCAUCGCUCCGGCCCUCUUGAUCCAGAAGGCCCUGCCUCCUCAGCUCAUCGAUUUCAUGACCGUGCCCGCAUCGGUAUUUGUGAGUCCCUUUCUUCUAGGGUAUGGCGUUUCUCUUGUUCUCCGGGACGAUAUGCCCCAGUGGCCCCCUUCGCCCGCCUGGGUCAUGACCGUGCUGCCAUGGGUCAGCUUCUCAUAUAACCGGAUCUACCACGACCUUUUUGGUGCCUACGAGCGACGCCUGAACCAGGCCCUCCGUGGCCGUAGCCUGCCGAAUGAGGAGCUUCCCGCUGCCGAGGGCGGCCGCCAGCAGGUUGACGUUGCACCUGACAAUGGUGGUGAUGGUGGUGGUGCUGCUGCUGCUGCUGCUGCCGCCGCCGAGGCCGAAGACGAGGGAUACUUUGCCCAGGCGCUCAGGGUUGGAAAUGCUGUUCUCAAUAUGAUUGGGGACGACAACAACGACGAGGAGGUUGUGGCCGAGAUCGAGCUCCACAUCGGGCCUGGCGAGGAUGAGCAGGCCGCCAUCCAGGAGCUGCAGGAGGAGCUGAACGAGAUCGCUGGUGGCGACGGGGACGGCCUCGUCGUGAUCCAAGAAGAACCUGCCGCGGAAGCAGAGCAGCAAGAUCAGCAGCCUGUCAGGGAGGCCAACGGUGGUGAUGAAAAUGAUGCAGCUGAUCCUCCACCACCCAUCCGGCUCGAGCCUCGCGCAGGCAACGAUCAGCAGGCAGCAAACAACAACAAUGAUGGCCAUGGCGCCCCAGCCGCUGACAACAAUAACAACCGUAACAACAACAACAACAACGACAACCAAGCUCCUGAGGAGCCCAUUCGUGAAGCCCGUGGGACCUCAACCACACUGACCGACCUCGUCAACGGCGUCGUCAGCGCUCUCACCUUCCCACUCGUAUGCUGGGGCGCCGGCGUAGUUCUCAAUUAUACCUUACCCUCUCCGUGGGUGACAAGGACGUACACACGCCCCGCGACCGGCCUCCUCCAGGAACAAUGGGGACGGAGUCUUGUCGGUGGCGCCCUGUACAUUGUCGCCAGAGACAUGGUGAACCUCUACACCAAGCACCGCCGCGUCCAGGUCCGCAAGCACAGGAGGGUGAGGAAUGUGCCGCGGCGGAAGCCAAGACAGGUGUCGAGGCAGGGCAGCUCGGCCGAGUGA
This is a messenger RNA of Cryphonectria parasitica EP155, 1719 nucleotides long. RefSeq lists its product as uncharacterized. Gene Ontology annotation, molecular function: zinc ion binding. Lineage: Eukaryota; Fungi; Ascomycota; Sordariomycetes; Diaporthales; Cryphonectriaceae. The record is from RefSeq and is a predicted model, not a curated record. The coding region runs from base 1 to 1719 and encodes 572 amino acids. The transcript has 4 exons.